Molecule: messenger RNA, 856 nt
Organism: Micromonas commoda
Lineage: Eukaryota; Viridiplantae; Chlorophyta; Mamiellophyceae; Mamiellales; Mamiellaceae
Exons: 2
Coding region: 441-794 (117 amino acids)
Source: RefSeq, a predicted model, not a curated record
CAUCCACCUUCCUUUUCCCGCACACAGUAGAUCCUCGGAUCUACGCCAAUACCAGAAACAACACCAAACUAAAGCACGAUGCCUUCCCCCCAGAACGUCUACACCGCUCUCUCCCUCAUCUCCCUCGGCGGUCUCGUCGGCAUGGGCGUGGCCGUCGGCUCCGGAGUCUCCAUGAUGGCCAUGGCCAUGGCGGAGGAGGAGGCGAAGAUGGUCGCGCCCUCCGUCGUCGAGAAGCCCUCCACCUCGCGUGGAUUCGCCGCGUCCGUCACCGAGCGCCGCUAAGCGCCCGCGACGCCGGGCCCCCGCGUCUUGGCGCGGAACGACAUGAACCGUCACUUCACUCUGUGUCGGUUCGCGUCGUCCCGCGCGAAGACGCGGGAGACCGCGACCGCGCCGUUGUAUCCUGUAUCAAGACCCGAAGGAUUCAUUCCCAAAAUACCAUGAGAGAACAUAUUUUCGAGGGAGAGCGAGGCGAUAGAUGGGCGCCACAUCAUCAUCAUCCACACCACCCGACGGCCGGCGUUCCGGCGGAGGCGUACGACGCCCCCGUCGGUCGCGCCGCGUCUCACACCCAUCCUGUACCACACCACCCAAAAGCAGACAAAAACAAAACGCUCAAAUUCCCGGCUGCUGACGGAUUUCGCAUCACAUCGCCGCGUAUAUUACCAAACGGCGAGCGCAUUCGCUGGAACUCACACCACACGCCAGUCGUCACCCGGCGCUGGUCGGAGGUCCAUCACGUACAACAUCAUGUGCUUUAUCACUUCCCAAAGUUUGAUGGUUUCUUCUAUUGACAGUAGGUAGUCAACGUUAGCUAGCUACUACUCAAUCGACGAAUCAACAUAUCACGUCAAAA